UUGUAAUAGAUCUGUCUCAGAAGGUACUGAAACUCUCGGUCGUGGUGCAUGCUUCAGGCGGCGUUCGCGGCCAGAUUCGAUCAGCAAGUACUCAUAACUGGUCUCCAAAAUAUCGCAGGGUCUUUUUCUCAUUUCACCGGCCGAUUGUAUACCGUCAUCAACGUGGCUCUCGUCGUGCUUUUGUGUUCACCGUUGUCGAAGCUUGAGGGCGAAGAUUGCGGGAGUGUCUUGUCAUGCCACGUGGCAAAAUGUGACUGAAAUUUGGAUUGAUGCCUGCGUGGAAGAAGGAACGACAGCACGUCGCCUUGUUCUCAUCGAAGACGUAUAGGAUAAGAGUAUCCACGUGUGUACCUACCCACAGAGCACUCGUCAGAUGACCACGUGGGUGAAAAACCUAACACCGGCCCUUUCCCGGGUGCUGCUUGUCAUGUAAACAGCAUCAGAUCUGUAUGUGCUAGAAAGGGGCCGUUCGAAGGAUUGUCACGUGUUUCAACAUUAGAGAUGGACAGAUAGAUAGAUAGAUAGAUAGAGAUAGAUAGAUAGAUAGAUAGAUAGAUAGAUAGAUAGAUAGAUAGAGAGAGAGAGAGAGAGAGAGAGAGAGAGAGAGAGAGAGAGAGAGAGAGAGAUGGGGCGGCCCAAAGGAGAUGCGACGCGGUCAAAGACGCGGCCUUCAAGCAGCAGUCUUGCUGCAGAAUUGCUUCACAGUGCUUCAGGCGGAGCAGCCACCAUUGGUUUUGGAGGCUUUGCAGGCGGGGAGCGACUCUCCAGAACGCAGCAGCAGCAAUCGCUUGAACUACAGGAUGUGUCACAGCUGAAGGCGCUUUUUGCAUUGCAGGAAAUUUUUCAGAACCGCUCUGCGAAUGAGCUGGUUCCUCUUUUACAUUCAUGGGUGUUCGUUUACAAGAGAUUGGCAAUAGACACGAGCAGACAAGUAAGAGAGAGUGCAAAUGUGGCAUUGGGGUGCUUGGCCCGAUCAGUAGGGCGCAAUCUUGGACCUCAUCUAAAGUCUCUAAUGGGGGCCUGGUGGGUGGCGCAGUUCGACCCGUGGAAGGAAGUUGCCGAGGCAGCGAGAACUGGUUUCCAGGAACUCGCCUCUGACCAUUGGGAGGUGUGGAACGACGGUGUCAUGGUCCAUGCCAUGAUUGAUAUUACUGAUUUCUUACUCUAUGAUGCUGUUCUCUUGCCACAUCAAACUGUCCGCAACCUCCUUUAUGUCGAAGAUCAUUCCUCUGGCACCGUAGUGCAGCAGUACAAUGUACAGACACCUGUCUCUUAUACACAUCUAGAUGUGUAUAAGAGACAGGUUCCGUUGUCCCAAACGGAUACAUCCGCUCCUAUGCCUCCUGCAGACAGUCCAGCUGCUUGCACACAGCCACAGCACCAUGUUUUAUGCCCUUCCAUGUUCGUUUGUCCCCCAGCUGUGCAGCAGGAUAUGGUCCCUGCCCAGAGUACACUCCCAACGACAGUCCCUACUCACGAUGUGGCCCCGAACGCUGAGGGACUGGAACAUGAUCUGCUUGGACUGCAUUUAAUCCCGCAUGGCGUAGACCCCACGAGGGAUUUGCAAAUGGCUGACCAGGAUCAUAUGGAUGAACCGCAUACUUGUGCACCACCUUGCGCAGACCCCACGGGUGAUCUACAAAUGACUGACCAACAAAAUCAGCCUGAGAUCCCCGCCAAUCUCUGUGGUCUGGCUGCAACUAAUAGCUGCCUUCGCGUUCUCAAUCGGCCGUUGUAUACACCAUCAGAUUUCCUUGCAAUUGCCCUGCAGCUUGAUGUUGAUCUGGCUAAUCUCGCUGAUCCCCCCGACCUACAGCCAGAGCAUCGUAAUUACACCAGUGAAGGAGGUUUUACCAUUGCUGUCCUAGAAAUAGCGAUGAGGAACUGCCAGCUUGAACUACGCCAUGCUCUACCAGGUGAGUUGUUUAAUCCUCCAUCCCGCAUCUCUGCCUCCAUUGUGCAUGGGCCUGGCCAUUACAUGGCUAUUGUACACGCCUCUGACCAUUGGGAGGUGUGGAACGACGGUGUCAUGGUCCAUGCCAUGAUUGAUAUUACUGAUUUCUUACUCUAUGAUGCUGUUCUCUUGCCACAUCAAACUGUCCGCAACCUCCUUUAUGUCGAAGAUCAUUCCUCUGGCACCGUAGUGCAGCAGUACAAUAUCCACCACGAGGCGACAACCAUUGAGGUGGACAUGGGGGUGGAAAAAGAAGAUAUGGAGAGCGAAGAAGAAGAGGAUCUGGUCUUGGGUGACAAGUUCUCCCCAGGAGGAGGCAGCGACGGAUCACAGCUGUCAGCAGAGAGCAGCGCAGGAGAAUACAGCCUGGGCCCCGCAGCAGCGAAGGAGGACAACAGGGACUCAAACACCGAGAGCAGCAAGACUGAUGCGGCAGGUGCAUUUCCAAUGCAGAAAAAGCAACUUGAGGCACUUGUGUUUUGUCGAGAGGAAGUAUUUGUGCAUCUGGAUGAGAACCUGAAGCUGACACCGCAAACUAUGGGAGACAAGUUGCCUCCAGAGGAGGCGGCUGAAAAGCAUGAGAGGGUAUUGUCAUCAUCAUUGCUCGCCUUUGUUACACUUUUGGAGGUCUUAGAUGGAGCUCAGAUAAGCAUGGCAGCCGCUGGUCGCCAACAGCAACAGCCAGACGGAGGAGCUCCAGGCCCUCCACCUAGUUUGUCUGCUGCUCCAGGGGAACCUACUUCAUGUCCUCCAGUAGCGGAUCAGAGCACUGCCCAAGCAUGUGGGGGUCGUGGAGAGAGCGCCAAGGGUGGGUCUCGAGGUCCCGAGAGCAGAGAACCAAGUGAGGUUGCAGCGACUGCAGCCAGAGUCUGUCAAGUCCAUGGGUUUUUCAAGGAUCUGGUCCGAUCGAAGAGUCCUGUUGUACGCAGUGCUGUGUACCAGGCUCUGAGAGUUGUUUGCGAGAGGGCAGGUGCUGUUGUUGAGGAUAACUUAGCUGUUGUUGCUCCCAUUGUACUCGGGGCAUUUGCAGAAAGAGAGGCUUCAUGCCACUGGGCAAUGUGGGAGAUGGUGUUGUCUUUCGUGAACAGGUUUCCUCGAAGCUGGUAUGGAGCCAACCUUCGAAAGAUGGUCUGGCCCCGCUUCUGGGCCUUUCUUCGGCAUGCUUGCUAUGGAUCUGUAGAGUUCUCGUACCCUUGUAUGGUCGUGUUGAUUUCCAGGAUUCCACCCGACGUGGUCAUCGGGAGUUCCACAAGUGAGGCAGACUUCUUCAUGGAGUUUUUUGGCACCAUGUGGCAGGGAAGAACAUCGUGUGCAGGGAUGGCGGAGGUCUUGUCAUUGUUGAAGGCUCUCCGCGAGUGCCUUCUCUUUGUGCUUCUGCACUCACAGAAGUAUGUAGCAAAUAAAGGGAAUGGCGGUGAAGAGGCAUUCCAGUCUUCACUUGGGAAGGGGCUUCUUGUAAAUAUGUGUUGGCGAGAGUAUGUGGGCCGUAGCACUGUCACUAAGGGCGAUGAUACAGGGGCGUCAGCAUCUUUUCCGCAGGAGAAUAGCAGUCUGAAUGCAGAGCAAGUGAGAGAGCGGGACAAAACUCAUGCGGUCUCGUUAUCAAAGGAUAGGAAGGAAGCCAUGGAGAGCAGUUCAUUUGAUGUUAGCAGAGGAGGCUUGCAUCAGAGAGGCGCAGGUGAUGUUGGCGGUGGGGGGCAACGCCUGGUGGCGAGCGGACAAAGUGGCAUGUCAACCACGGCCACUGUUCGACGCAUGCCUCCUGGCUGGUUUCGAGAGCUGGGGGAUUGGAUUUUGAACACUGUGUCUACAAUAGGUGCUCGUCAGAGGUCGUUUCUUCGUGACUUUUGGGCAGAAGUGGCAUCUGAAUGCAAGGCUAUGGUGGAAGAGUCUAACGCAGGGGAUAUUAACAGCAGAACGACAAGUUCUGGCAAGGGUGAUGAUAUCUUUCUACGCAUCGGAGUGUUUUAUGAACGUCUAGGGAAGCAGAAAGGACUUCGCGGUGACAGAGAAGGAAAAGAGGACAGUGUGAUGAUGUUUGCUGUGCAGCCUUUGGUGGCUAGACUUCUUCCAGUAGUGAUGCGGACGAGUCAUGCAGAAGCACUCGGAUUGCUGGCCCGAAUCGUGCGCUGCUAUGGCCCUGGGAGCUUUGAUGCUGCUGUUGCUGCUGCCACCACUCCUGUGCCAGAAACAACAGAAAGUGGCGUUGUGCCAGUGGGCCAUUCCAAGACCCAGUGGUUUGUCGCCAACGUCUUGGUGGGCUGGUGCCUUGCGAAGGGCGAAGGAGAUGAAAGUGUUGGAAACUAUCCUCUCAGUCCAGCGGACAGGACAAGGAUUGAUCUCAUAACUGCUUUUGUGCGAUACCCAGACAUGAUCGAAGUCUGGGCAUCUGUGGUGCAACGCCUGACUUGCUGGGUUGACGAGCAGAGCAUGGUCGUGCAACCAAGGAAUCUGGCAGUUCUCUCCUUCCUUUUGGAAGGAAUGGUGAAGGAAGCACAGGGGAUUGAGAAGUUGGUAAAACCAUUGGAGGAUUCUGUGGUUUCCACAGAGGUUCAGAAGAGGCUGGAUGAUCUGGCUAUCAGAGUAGCUGGGAGCUCACUGCUGACAUCAGAAGCCAGCACAAACAUACUAAGGGUGUUGCUCACUAGUGAGGCGAGCUCCAAGGGAAUUGGCAGGUGGAUUGCACUGUCCAGUGAAGCCAUAUUGCCGGUCCUGAGGCUUCUUCUCAGCCGAGUGGUAGAUGCAGUGGUAUCAUGGCCCACUGCAUGGGCUCCGCAAGCUGUAAGACUCCUCCUUGGGUCAGAUGUAGAGCUUUCAGUCAUCAAGAGUGAUGGCCUACAUAGCACAGAGAAACUGUCAGAAGCACAUAAAGUCGAGCUUGGGCGAGAAGCCAUGAAAGCGCUCAGCGGGUGGGUGAUGAGCUCGUUGACCAAUGCGCAUGCUGACAACGUGAGCAUUGUCAGAGAAAACGUUGUUGCUGCUGCCUUUGUUGUUAAAUGGCUGCGAGAUAGCAUUCCACUUAAAACGCAUCAGAUAGAGGAUAUCAGGGCUGGGCCAAACCAUGGCGAGGGAGAGGAUACCGAUGAUUGGAAUGAUGGAGACGCUGAUGAGGAAGAGGAGUUGGAGGAGGAGCUUGAACAGCAGGAGGAGGAGGAGGAAGGAGAGGAGAAUGAGGAUGGUAAGGAAGACGAUGAAUCUGCGCUGGAUGGUGGUGCAGCUGUUGGAACUGAAGUGACAAGAUUGCCCAGGAGAAAAGGGAAGGAGCGAAAGAAGAAAAUUGGUCGUAUUGCACAUGAUAAAGAGUUGGAGGUGGCCCUGGCUUCCUUUGCCGCGACUGCUGAUGACUUCAUUUCAAGCUUUGUUGAGGAGGUGAAGAUGCCUUCUUGUUCUAACUUGCGCCACAGAAUAUGUCCACUGGUCAUCGAACUGGCCCGAGUAGGUAUUCUGCAAUCAGAGGAGGGUGUGGAAGGGAGCUGGUGGGCAAGUCGCGGUCAUGAAGUGAUCGAAUCUCUGUGCUGCGGAGAUAACGAAAGGGCAGAGAGCAUUGAUAUGUUUGUAAAACCAUGUGGACAGUGGCCAAAGUGGGUCGUGAAGCCUGAGGACAGUGAAAUGGUAGAGAAGCCUUUGAUUCCAUGCCGGCCAAGCACAGAAGGCUCCCAUGACGAGGUUGAUAGAGCUUAUUGGAGGAUCGCGGCAUUUAUUGCAGCGUUGGCCACUCGUAUAGGUCCGUCAGAGGUGUUUGGGACAGUGAAGGUCGAAGGAGAUGGGCAUGCUGGUCUCGCAGAUGUCACAGGCAACGAGGGAAAAGUGAGUCCCGAUAUGAGCAUCCUGUGCGAGAGGGAAGUGGAAGACAACCGUCCAGCAGAACAGGAACGAGGAAAUCCGGACAAGUCUGCUUCUCCCUCUGGCAUCUUGGAACCUGUAGGGAAAUGUGAGCAUGCAAGUGCAAAAUCAGGCAUUAGGAACAGGGCAUGGCUUGUGGUGGAAUUGUUGUGUGCUUGGGAAUGGCCAGGAGGAAGCGCCGUUUCUGACGUUCUGCCAUUCCUCCAAUCUAGGAGCUGUGGCUCCAGUGGAGAGGAUGCGGCGACCGUCAAAAGCGUUGUGGAUGCAUUGUUUCAUGGAGCGACUAAGAGUCACGGGGAUGGUGACUGUCUUCGUGACGUUUUCUCCGGAUGGAUGUGCGAGACGUGGGAGGACGAGUAUCUUGAUAUUCGAGAACCUUUCCUGAGAGGCUUGGUCUGUGUGGCUGGAUGCUUGGUGAGGAAAGGUGUGUGGGCAGUUGAGGAAACAUGGACUCUUUUUUACCAAUACUUACGAGGGAUGCAGACCGAGUCAUCUGGGGUCAGUGGCAAUGAUCACGAUGGUGUGGUGGUUAGAGUUCUUCGUCAAGUAAUGCCAGUGCUGAGAGGGGCGUCUGUCAGAGGAUGCGAAGAUAUGCUGGAUAGAAGGCAAAACUGUCAGCACCUGGACUCAGAGCAACUUCAAGGCACGGUGGAGGUGUGGUUAAGACAGGCUCUGGAUGCUGUCCCGAUUUUGGGGAGUCUCCAAGAUGCAGAAGCAGAAUACGAGAACAAGAACCGACCUUUCAAUACAAAGUAUAAGAUAGCACAGCGGAAGACUUAGAUACCAGUGAUCCGAACAAUCAAUGUUGAAAUGCAGC
This is a messenger RNA of Chara braunii, 6614 nucleotides long. The record is from the annotation of a GenBank genome assembly. Lineage: Eukaryota; Viridiplantae; Streptophyta; Charophyceae; Charales; Characeae.